Zeugodacus cucurbitae (melon fly) is the source of this 3541-nucleotide messenger RNA. RefSeq names its product U1 small nuclear ribonucleoprotein 70 kDa (gene snRNP-U1-70K). Gene Ontology annotation, biological process: mRNA splicing, via spliceosome. NCBI's taxonomy places the organism in Eukaryota, Metazoa, Arthropoda, Insecta, Diptera, Tephritidae. Bases 252 to 1550 code for a protein of 432 amino acids. Gene Ontology annotation, cellular component: U2-type prespliceosome; U1 snRNP; precatalytic spliceosome. The transcript has 2 exons. The record is from RefSeq and is a predicted model, not a curated record. Gene Ontology annotation, molecular function: U1 snRNA binding; mRNA binding.
UCAAAAUGCAACCCUUUGGUGUAAACGUCAAGCUUCCAGUUGUACGCCAUUUGUUAAAAAAAUCUGCUGAAGCAAAAAUACCAUCUAGUACAGAAUUUCAUAAAAUCUGUGGAAACAGGAUAAAUUAAAAGUGGAUUUAUAACAUCGUUAUUGCAAAACGUUGCGACUGUGUUUUUAAUUUUACUGCAUGGAAGUUUAAGGUUUGUAUUGUUGGACUCUUCGUUGGACUACGAAACAAGGUAAUAGACAAAAUGACACAAUAUCUACCGCCGAAUCUUUUGGCUCUAUUUGCCGCACGUGAUCCAAUACCAUAUAUGCCGCCAGUGGAUAAGUUACCACAUGAAAAGAAGUCUCGUGGCUACCUUGGUAUUGGAGGUUUUCUUAGUGAGUUCGAAGAUCCAAAAGAUACCCCGCCGGCAAAGCGUGUUGAGACUCGCCAAGAAAGAUUAGACCGUCGGCGUAGAGAAAAGGCCGAACAAGUUGCCUAUAAAUUGGAACGAGAGAUCGCACUAUGGGAUCCUCAAGAGAUAAAAAACUCGACGGAGGAUCCUUUUCGUACGUUGUUUAUAGCACGUAUAAAUUAUGAUACAUCUGAAUCGAAACUGAGACGUGAGUUUGAAAUAUAUGGACCCAUUAAGAAAAUAGUUAUGAUAUCUGACCAGGAAUCAAGUAAACCAAAAGGUUAUGCGUUUAUCGAAUAUGAACACGAAAGAGAUAUGCAUGCUGCAUACAAACAUGCUGAUGGUAAGAAAAUCGAUGGUAAACGAGUAUUGGUUGAUGUUGAGCGCGCACGCACUGUAAAAGGAUGGUUGCCACGACGCUUAGGUGGUGGCUUAGGAGGAACACGACGAGGUGGUAAUGAUGUUAAUAUUAAGCACUCUGGUAGGGAGGAUAACGAAAGAGAACGAGAAAGAUAUCGUCUAGAGCGGGAACGUGAGGAUCGCGAAAGUGCACGACUUGUCGAACGUAAUCGUUUCGGAGGUGGUGAUGCCGUAAGGCGACGCUCACGGUCUAGAGAAAGAAUCCGAGAACGUGAAAGGGAGCGUUCAAGACGUUCGCGCAGCAAAUCUCGUGAGCGUAGGCGACGACGUGCAGGUAGUCGUGAACGUGAAUAUGAUGAAUUCGAAAAACGGGAUAGACGCGAAAAAGAACGUGAACGUGAGCGUGAGCGCGACAGGGAUAAGAAGAAGAGACGCUCAAAGUCAAGGGAGCGAGAUUCAUCCAGGGAGAGGCGUGAUAAGAAACGUGAACGUGAACGUCGUGACAAGGAGCGUGAUCGUGGAGAUCGUGAUGUUAAAGAACGUAAACCUGAUUUCCGUGAUAUUGACAUAAAGAUCAAGGAGGAACCAAUAGACGACGGUUAUCCAACUUAUCCCAUGAAUUCUUAUCAAACGACUGGUAUAAAACGAGAAAGCGAUGAUGACGAGCAUGAAGAAAAAUUCCGGCCACCACAAGAUAUGUUCAGCGUUCCACCUCCCUCUUUAACUGGACGUGGUGGCGGUGAGAAUGGACAAAAUCCCAAUGAUGGACAGCAAUCAUGGUGGCGUUGAGGUUAAACUGUAUAUUACAAACUGGAUAGUAUACUUUUUGUUCCACUUUCAAUAUUUGAACACAACUCUUUCGAUUUAGCGUUUGAACUUCAUAAUUAUUCAUGAUUUUCAAAGAAAUUUUUAAAUAUUGACAGUAAAUGCGAAUCUAUUUGUUGGCACUAACUAAACAAGAUAAACUCUGCUGAUUUUAAUUAAUUAUACAUAGUACAAACGCUUAAGUCGUAAUAGUUUAAAAAUAUCAAGGCAAACAAUAUUUGAAAUUCCAAUAUACACAGUAGCAAUUCGUACUUGUUGAGUGAAAAUAUUAUUACCCAUUAUGUAUAAAAUAGCCAUUUUUAGUCAAAAACUCUUGAGAUUUUUAAUGUAACGUUUCAUACGAACUAUUUCUAUUUCGCUAGAAACACAUCCAUAAUUUCCAUUAAGUGCUAUGUUUGGAUGUUAAAAAUUUAAAUAAGAUAUAAAUAUUCUUGAUUAGUGUGCAAAAUGACAGGUACACUGUUAGAUAUUUGAAUUUAAAAUUUUGUUUGCUACUUUAAUUGUAAUAAUUUAUAUUAAUAUGUAAUUUAAACAUAUAAAACAAAAUAAUCGCAACCCUAAUGUAAGGAUGAACAACCAAAAUGCAAAGAGUAAGUAAAAAAUAAUUGGAGACUGAAUUGUGUUUACUUGCGGUAACGCGUAUCCAAUUGUUUUGGAAUACCACAUUUGGGAGAAACCAUACUGUGCAGAUCAAAACCUGAGCUGUGGUUGUGUGUAUAUGCAAUAAAACGCUUCCGGACGUCUUCAUGUACGUAAGGUUUGGAGAGUUAGUGAGUAAUUUGUUUCGAGUUAGUCACUCCUAUGCGGGUACAUGGGACGAUUGAUUCAAACUAGUAAUGACAACUAAUUUGAAUAAUUUACACGCAAUUCUUUGUUUUAUAUUGCCCACUUCCUACAUUGUUGUAUACUAUUUAUGUUCAUUCCGUAAUAGUAUUGAAAGUAACUCGCCAUUUUAAUUCUCUUUUCUCUUCUUCCAGUUUGAGUACAAUUUAUUCCAAACUAAGAAUUUUUAAGCUAAUGCUUUACGCAUUAGGGGAAAGUAUGUAAUAUAAUGAACGGGUAAAAUUUUAGAUUGAUUAAAUUCUUUCAAUUUAAAUUUACAAAAAACAAAAAUAAUAAUAAUCAUUUCAAAAUGACAUGUUAAGAAAAACAUAAAUCAAAAACACUGCUGGCAAAGGUAAUAUUUGAGUAUGCAAGAAAUACUAAUGAUUUUCCCAUUUUAGGGGAUCGAAUGUACACCUUGUUCAAAGACUCCCCAAGCUUGCGGAAGCGGUUAGCACAAUUAGAGACCCCAUGUAUGUAUGUAGGUAUGAUAUAAUGUAAGUUAAUCCAGUUCAAAUGAGAUGGUAAUCUCAGUAAGUGGAGUUGCAAAUUUUCUGUCACUUCAUGUGACAAAGUUCCAGCUGGUCAAUAGGGUACUUGUUAAAACAACAUAGUGGCUAACAAAAUGUAUAUGCAAAAUAAUGUUCCGCUCUCUAAUAACAAUAAAAACUCGCAAAUUUAAACAUAUUGCACCGUUGGAGUGUUCUAAAUGAAAAUAUUUAUUUGUCGUAAAUUCAAAUCUUAUCUAAAUAACAUUGUGUUAAUAAGUACCUUUAAUGAUAUUGCAAAUAUUUUGUUGGUCACUAUAGACAAUAAGUGUUUGAUAAAACAAUGAGUAAUGCGAAUAAUUUGUGCGUUGGUAAGCGCGCGUGUCGUUCCUUGAUUAUCUUCGCUAAUGUUUUUCUGGCGUUUUAAAGUAAUCGCUAUGACUUGGUAAUCAUAGUUGAUUCUUACGUAGCAAAUUACCGUUAAGAUUUCUCGAUCAAAUAUUUAUAUUUGGUUCUUGUAAGUAGUAUUGGGUCUUAUAGCAUUAAUUUCAUUAUUUCAAUUUUGUGGGUUUUGGCAACAUUUGUAAAGGUACCCACCAGAAUUCAAUAUUUUUCCAUAUUUGUGUAGUGAAAAAAAUAUACGUG